Molecule: messenger RNA, 1128 nt
Organism: Plasmodium knowlesi strain H
Lineage: Eukaryota; Apicomplexa; Aconoidasida; Haemosporida; Plasmodiidae
Product: mediator of RNA polymerase II transcription subunit 4, putative
Exons: 1
Coding region: 1-1128 (375 amino acids)
Source: RefSeq, a predicted model, not a curated record
AUGGAAUGUGGAUAUUCGAAUGAAGGGAAAUUCCACCAAGUUGUUCUGACCAUAAAGGAGAAAAUUGAAAAGCACGAUUUAAGCAAAUGGAAGGACAUUGUCAAGCCUGAAGAGGGUCCAAAAUAUGAUGAAUAUUUUGAGCGUCUGCUGAGGGAGGGCAAUCAAGAAAAGGACAAGAACGGGAAGGACACGGAGGGGAAGGACACACACGAAAAGAAUACCCACGAUGAGGGCGUCCACGGGAAGGAUGAUCUAUCCGCUGAACAGGUGGAAAAAACCCCCUCACAUGAAUACCAACAAACCGAGGACGAAGAGAACCCAAAGAAGUUUCAGCUGAACAAAGAAUUCUUCGAUAAGAUAAACAAUAAGGAAAAAUUUUACUUCCUACUGAACAUAAAAGAAAUGAUGGAAACGAGUUGGUUAUUGGCACAGAAAAGGUUGGAGGGAAUUAAAGUAGAGGAAAAAUCCAAAUCGGUUAAUGUCCAGGAUUUAUUAAAUUACUCGCAAAAAAUUGCAGACACGACAUGUGCCCCACCAGAGUGCGACAAUAUAAACGACAGAAUAAUGCAUCAAGAAUAUUACCCCAAUUAUCAUUUUUUAAAUUUUGUAAAUGUAGAAGAAAUACAUUUGUCCAAACUAUUUCAGCUACAAAAAUAUAGUACCGUUUGCUUUCCUCCAAUUAUCACCAUACAGGAGGGUAAGGACAACAUGCUCGUUCUUCAUAUAAGCUGUUCUACUCCACACGCCACCAUUUAUUACAAAGUUAAUGAUGAGACGAAUGAACAGAUAUAUAAUACAGAUGAGAAGCCGAAAAUUAGGAAAAGAAAAAAGAUCAAUGUUUAUGCCUGGUCAGUUAAAAAUGGACAUAUAAAGUCAAGAAUUUCGUGCAUUUCGAAAUCUUAUAAAGUCGAGGAAGAUGAUUCGUUUUCCCUGUCGGAUAAUUUUCCAAAUAAAGACCAGGGCGAACAACCAUCAGGCUUUUCCAAAACGGGUACGGAGUGUAAUGCCCCUGGUAGUAAGCCAUCUCAAAUUACAAAUGUCUUUAAAAAUUUGGGCUUCCUACUUAGCCGAAAAAAGGAAAAAACAGAGGAAUCCUCAUCAAAUGGGGAUUCAUCGAGUGAGGCGUAG